AUGGGAUCACACGCCGAGACGUCUGAGUCUCUUGCUUUUGAGGCAAGCGCUGAUCUCACAAAUGAGAUACUCGCUGCUCGUAACGUCAAUUUGAGCUUCACGGGUUCCUAUUUGCAACGCGGGUUUGUUGGGCAGAACUUUCAAAACAUGAUUCGUGCUAUUGAGGCCAAGUUCAAUGUCUCAUGCAACAUCUCAGAUGAGGAGUUGGAGCAUUAUGCCAGCAUGGAAGACGACCGCGUCAUCUCUAAGCUUAUGCAGAAUCUGGAACCAUGUGAAGGCGCUAAUGCUGAGUUGGAGCGUCUCAAAGGACAUUAUCGACUCGCUGUUGUGUCUUCAUCAGCGCUGCGUCGAGUGCGCGCUUCUCUUAGUAAAGCUGGCCAGGCUGAAUUCUUCGACCCAAAGGACGUUUUCAGCGCUGCAGACUCGCUUCCAGUUCCCACUUCAAAGCCUGAUCCAGCUGUUUACCUACACGCCCUGACAGCUAUGGGAAAAAGCGCCAGUGAGUGCAUUGCAGUUGAAGAUAGUCGCUCUGGUGCAACUUCUGCUAAGUGCGCUGGGAUUAUUACGGUUGGCUACACUGGGGCAUGCGAGACGCCCAAAGAGGCUGAGGCACUGCGUGUAGUUCUGGAGAACGCUGGCUGCAAAUUUGUUAUGGGAAGUUGGGAUGAGUUUUCAGAUAUUUUGUACAAGAUUGAGGCUCGUCUCAUGGAAUGA
Fusarium musae is the source of this 714-nucleotide messenger RNA. RefSeq lists its product as uncharacterized. The transcript has 3 exons. Bases 1 to 714 code for a protein of 237 amino acids. The record is from RefSeq and is a predicted model, not a curated record. NCBI's taxonomy places the organism in Eukaryota, Fungi, Ascomycota, Sordariomycetes, Hypocreales, Nectriaceae.